AUGGAUGCAACUACUAGUUUGGGUUCGGAGGGUUUAACUGAACUCACCACCUUACAUACUACUACUACUUCUGUAUAUCAACCAAUUAAUCUAUAUCAAAAAUUAAUUGACUUACCUCCUUCACAACAACAACAACAACAACCUAUCACACCAAUACAUUUAAUAUAUUAUAAUACAAAUAUAGAUAUGAAAUUAGAAGUUGUACCACCAGGUACACAUAUUUAUCAGGAAGAGUUGAAAAACUCAUUAAAAUCACCAAGACGAAGAUCACCAAGCAAAAUAUUUACAAAAUUGGUAAAGAGAGAUUCAGACACGACAGUAUUGAAUCAUGCUUACCAAGUUAAACGAGCACUCAUGGAGAGUGUUAGAGAAGUCAAUAAUAGUACCGACGAUUGUCUAGACUAUGGAAGUGACUCGGAAAAUGAAUCAUGCUCCUCUGCCGCAUCGUCUCCAACCAGGUCACCAACAACAUGUUGUUCAAUCAUAACAAAUAGAAAUCAAUUUGAUGAAUCAUAUACUAUAGGUCCUCUUAUUGGAGAAGGAUCAACUUGUAAAGUUUAUUGUGCAACCAAUAAAAAAGAUAAAAAGAAAUAUGCAGCAAAAGUAAUUCCAACAAAGAAAAUAUUUAAAAAAGAUUUCAAAUUAGUUUCCAAGGAAAUUGGAAUCAUCAAGUCACUAGACCACCCAAACAUUAUUAAAUUACAUGACACUUAUAUAACCCUUGAAAAUGUUUAUAUUAUUAUGGAUUUUGUCGACGGAAAAGAAUUAUUUGAUGAAAUUCUAGAAAAGAGAAUAUUAUCAGAAGAUUAUGCAAAAUCAAUUACCAAACAAAUAAUUGGAGCAUUGCUCUAUUUACAUAACAAUCGUCAUACUGCGAUUGCACAUAGAGAUUUAAAGCCAGAGAAUAUAAAAUUUUCUUCGCGAACCAAUUCCAUUAAAUUGUUGGAUUUUGGAUUUGCAGGCUACCUAAAUAAUAAUAGUAAACCAAAUGAUCCAUCUUUAUCACCAUCCUCAUCUUCGCCAUCAUCAUCGGCUGAUAGAAUUGGGACAUUGGGAUAUGAAGCUCCAGAAAUUGUCACUGGAAACUCAAAUAUCACUUGUAAAGUUGAUAUGUGGGCACUUGGCGUCAUCACCUAUAUCAUGUUGUGUGGUUAUCCACCAUUCUUUUCGCAACAAGAGUACCGUGAAGACAAUUAUUUAAACUACUACCCGUUUUGGCUACUGUUCAACGAAGAUACCGCUUAUCUUCGAGAGUCCAUCAUCGACUCUAAAUUCGAUUUUUCCUCCGAUCACUGGACCAGUGUCUCGGAUGAUGCCAAACACUUUAUCGCAUCACUCUUAAAAGUCAAUGUCGAUGAGAGAAUGUCGGCUCUUGAAGCCGUCUCUCAUCCAUGGUUACUUUCCAGAGAUCUUUCUUCCGCCACCGUAUCACCAUCCACUCCCCUAUCUCCAUCUCCUCCGUCACCACUUUCUCUUUCUGUUUCAACUGAUGAUAAUAAUGAGUCAAGUGAAUAA
Cavenderia fasciculata is the source of this 1515-nucleotide messenger RNA. RefSeq lists its product as uncharacterized. The record is from RefSeq and is a predicted model, not a curated record. The transcript has 5 exons. Gene Ontology annotation, biological process: protein phosphorylation. Gene Ontology annotation, molecular function: protein kinase activity; ATP binding. The coding region runs from base 1 to 1515 and encodes 504 amino acids. Lineage: Eukaryota; Evosea; Eumycetozoa; Acytosteliales; Cavenderiaceae.